Amborella trichopoda is the source of this 3787-nucleotide messenger RNA. It is a transcript of the gene PLL1, whose product is annotated as poltergeist like 1. Gene Ontology annotation, biological process: protein dephosphorylation. NCBI's taxonomy places the organism in Eukaryota, Viridiplantae, Streptophyta, Magnoliopsida, Amborellales, Amborellaceae. Gene Ontology annotation, molecular function: protein serine/threonine phosphatase activity. The record is from RefSeq and is a predicted model, not a curated record.
AUUUUCAAAUUAAAUCCACUCCUUUCAUCUCUCUCAUCAAUUUUUCAAAGUAAAUUCUCUCUCUCUUGUCUGAAAUAACCAGAAAACCACUAAAAAAUAACGGAAGCUACUUCACAGUCAUCUUUCUCAGGUGUAAGGGAAGCAAACUCAGUGAUCAUAGAUAGAGAGUGAGCCCCAAAACCACGCAGCCAAUGAUUUAAAGGCCAGAAGUUUCUCUCUCUAAAAACCCAAUGUGAUGGGCAACGGAAUAUCCAGGGUUCUCCCCUGCUUCACUCCCUCCAAAACCUCCUUCCCUAACCACCAUGAAGCCAUCUUCUCAGGGCCACUAGAUGAAGCUCUUGGCCACUCCUUCUGUUACAUAAGACCUCCUUUACCGGGCUCAACCUCUCAAAGAUUUUCCGCAUCAAAUUCUCAGACGUUUUCUCCGUCAAAUUCUCAGAGGUUUUGCUCACAAGAAGAAGAAAAGGAAGAGGAAGACCCAAAAACCAGAAGUGGCGGUUUUACUGAAACCACCUUCAGAUCCAUCUCUGGAGCAUCAGUAAGUGCAAACACCUCAACCCCAAGAACAACAUCACUUUUGAAUGAAAACCAACUCCAAAACCAGGCUAAGAGUCUCAGUCAUGGCUCCAUUAACCAAAACCACAAUUUUUGGGUCACUGGUUUUGAGAGCACCUCAUCUUUCAGUGCGCUGCCAUUGCAACCCGUUCCAAGGCUUGAGCACCAGAACCCAGAGAUGUGUUUCUCUGGAAAUGUCGAUAGGAGCUUCAUGUCUGGUAUUUUAGAAAGAGGUUUCAUGUCUGGGCCGCUAGAGAGAGGAACAGUCUCGGGUCCUCUUGAUAACAAUGAUGGGAUUCAUUUCUCUGCACCUUUGGGUGGUCUUUACCUCAAAAAGAAGGGAUUUUCUAGUGCGAGACGGAAGGGUCUUUCUAGUGUGAGAAAGGCUUUUCAGAGGAGCUUCUCAGAGAGACAGAGGCCAUGGGUGGUUCCUGUCCUUAACUUUGUGGGGUUGCAACCCUUUAGGAAAUGUUAUAGUGGGAAAGAAAAUUGCCCAAACAUAAAUGACCCCAACAUAUAUAUGGGGUUUAACACUGAUUUAGAGAAUGAAAAUCUUCAAUGGGCUCAUGGAAAAGCCGGGGAAGAUAGGGUUCAUGUGGUCGUAUCCGAGGAGCAUGGAUGGCUAUUUAUUGGGAUCUAUGAUGGUUUCAAUGGUCCUGAUGCUCCUGAUUUUCUCCUGGGUAAUCUUUAUAAGGCGGUUUUCAAUGAGCUCGAAGGUUUGUUAUGGAAUAGACAAGAAGAAAUUGCAGAUGGAGUGGUAGAGAAUGUACUAGUAGAAGGUAAGGAGCCAAAUCCGAAUUUGAACACUGAUAAACGAAAUUCAGAAAGAGAAUCAACUGUAACUGAUGUUGACGAAGAGAAAAACUCAAUUGCCACGGGUGGCGAUCGGGCUGACGAUUUGGUUGCUGGUAUGGCUAGCAGUGAAGUAAUUGAAGUGCAAAGCUCAAUUGUCCCGAGUAAUGAUCUGAAUCCAACUUCAGAUUUUCAUAAAGUAGAUAGAGAGAGGAAUUCCAAUCUACUCGUCAAUGAAUUCGAUGAGAAGAGAAAUAUGACUGCGAUAGGUGCCAAUCAAAAGAACUAUUUGCUUUCAACUACGCCAACAUGUAGAAAAGUCUAUAAUGGUUUUGAGGAGAAGUCUAAUGAAUUGGUGGAAGAGAGAGAACUUGCUGGAUAUGGUAACACUGAGCAACGAUCUCAUAGAAAGAUGCAAGAAGACAGAGAAAAUGCAGUAUGUGGUAGUGGUGGUCUUGGGGAGAGUGGGGAGCCCAUUAGUUUGCCGCAUUCUGGGUCUUUGGCAAAGAGAGUAACCUUUGAAUUGCAAAAACCAGAUGAAAGUAAUAUAAGGAAAGGCAGGCCUCUCCGUGAAUUGCUCGCUGAGGAAGACGAAGAUGGCUUCGAAAUUUGGGGAUCCAAUAGGUUUACUUUCAGUUUAGACAAUAUAUUCAUGCGUCAUAAACGUGCUUCUAAUGCUUCAACGAAAACUGCCUCUUAUCUAGAGAGAGAAGGAAUGAGUCAAGAAGAUAUGAGGGGGAAAUAUAAGUCUUCCAUAAGAAGGGCUAGAGGGAGAUCGAUGCUUUUCUCGAGGCUUAAGCAUGGAUAUGCCAAUCACAAAGAGAACCGUAGAAAGUUGUUUCCUUGGGGACAUGAUUGGGAUAAAGAGAAGGUAGAGGUUGAGAUAGGAGAGGAAAGGCCAAAAAAAACUCAUAGAAGAUGUAGAUCAGGUCAAAUUGAUCAUGAUUCUAUAUUGAAGGCUCUUGAGCAAGCACUUGAAGCAACUGAGGUAGCAUAUUUAGAAAUGACCGACAAGUUUUUGGACGAGAAUCCUGAGCUUGCUUUGAUGGGUUCUUGCUUAUUGGUGAUGUUGAUGAAAGAUGAGGAUGUAUACAUAAUGAAUGUGGGUGAUAGUCGUGCUAUUGUAGCACAAUAUCAACCAGAAACAAAGAGUUGUAAUAGAGUGACAAAAGAGCAAGAAGGGCAUGUGAUAGAACUAGAGGGUAUUGUUGAAGAGGCCCCCGAAUCUAGUGAGAGAAAUGAGAACUUGGGAAAUGAUGCUUCUCCCGCGGCCCCGAUGAAAUUGACUGCACUGCAAUUAUCAACGGAUCACAGUACAAGCAUUGAAGAAGAAGUUUUAAGAAUCAAAGAAGAACACCCUGAUGACAGUGAGUGCAUUGUCAAUGACAGGGUGAAAGGUCGAUUAAAGGUUACCCGUGCAUUUGGGGCUGGAUUUCUCAAACAGCCAAAGUUGAAUAAUGCAUUGUUGGAAAUGUUUCGGAAUGAGUACAUCGGCUCUGCUCCAUACAUAUCCUGCUCCCCUUCACUUCGUCACCACAGACUUGGUCCAAAUGACCAGUUCUUAGUCCUCUCCUCUGAUGGCCUAUAUCAGUAUUUGAGCAACGAGGAAGUGGUUUCUCAUGUUGAAAAUUUCAUGGAGAAGUUUCCAGAUGGAGAUCCUGCUCAAUACUUGAUUGAGGAGCUUCUAUUUAGGGCAGCCAAGAAAGCAGGCAUGGGUUUCCAUGAGUUGUUGGACAUACCACAAGGGGACCGUCGAAAGUACCAUGAUGAUGUUACGGUCAUGGUAAUAUCACUCGAAGGAAGAAUAUGGAAGUCCUCGGGUAAAUACAUAUGAAUAUCUUUAACUAGACGGUUCUUUUUUGCCUGCCAUCGAGAGAGAGAGAGAAGAUGAAGACCGCAUUAUUUUCAAGUUUGGACCCCUGAAAUCUCUGAUACAUGGCUUCAAGAUAGCAAAGUUGGGGAUAUCCGUCUUCCAAUUGGCUAUUUAUCUCAUCCCCUUUUCUGGGCCUGGCCCUGGCCCUUGAGGAUUUAUUUGUGGGUUCAGAUGUGGAUGAAGAGAAAUUUUUGAGAAAAUGCCAGAGCCGUUUGUUUGCUAUUUACUUGAAAAUGUGAGCAUUCUCACUGUUAAAUAAAAGUUCAGAAUGGGAGAUGGAGAAAGCAAGAUGAAUAUAGUCGCAGGAGCUUCUUGGAGGAGGUUGCUGAUGGGUUUUGUUAUAGGGAGCGCACAGGGAUGCAGGCUGUCCAUCCGGGCUCUCUCUCUCUCUCACUCACUUCUAGAGAUGGGAAUGUCAAUCUAGAAGGGAAUAUCUGUUGUCCACGUUCCCUGUUUGUUAAAUUUUGAGCAUUUAAUCAUUGUGGAUGGUUUUCAUAGAGCUGUUUAAAAAAAAAAUCUGAGAUAAAAGGGGGAAAAAAAACUCAAUUGUGUUGCUCAAAAUUUCCC